AUGUCACCAAAACCAACUUUGUCUAUCGACGCCUUUCCCGUCUGGGCACGCUUCAACGAUGUAGAGUUCAUCAACGCCAAAUUGCAAGAGACAAAUGGCAAGGGAAUUGGUCUAGUGACUGCAAGCAGCUUAACGACAACCCCGGCAAGUGAGAAGGCAACAGAAGUGGAUAUCUCAGAGAACAGAGAAGUCCAAGGGACAGUCAUAGAAGGACAAGAAGAUGAAAGAGCUAGGAGAGAGAUUCAAGGGCAGACCAACCACAAUUCGACAAAGCUCCUACAAAUUCCUCAUGAUCUCGUUCUUUCAGCCACUGCUAUCGAAGAGUACACCAAAGUCGAUCAAAAUUUCCGUCAACUCAUUGAUUCUGCAGGGCAUCAGUCAACCCGAGGAGAUAUAUUGAUAUAUCUCUUGACUCACCUCGUUCUAUCUACCCGGGAAGAAUCGAGCCCAAGAGGCCCCGCAUCAACACCAUGGACAGAGUAUCUCAAGUUUCUUCCUCGUCAUGUCCCCGUCCCAACGAUGUGGUCGGAAGUUGAGCGAACUCUGCUACAAGGCACUUCGCUAGAGACCGCGUUGGAUGCCAAAUUCGCAGCUCUCAACAAGGAGUUUAAUGAACUACAAGAGAAAUCUGCCGACUUGCCAUUUUGGAACUCUCUCUUCUGGGAGAAGGAAACAGUGACCAUCAAAGAAUGGGUCUUGGUUGAUGCAUGGUAUCGUUCCCGCUGCCUGGAGCUACCACGGGCAGGGCACGCUAUGGUUCCUGGUCUUGACAUGGCCAACCACUCGCAUACCCCAACCGCUUACUACGAUGAAGAUGACAAGGAUAAUGUUGUUUUACUUGCACGCCCGGGAGCGGCGGUGUCAGCUGGGGAGGAGGUGAAUAUCUCCUACGGAGAAAAGCCCCCCGCAGAGAUGCUGUUUAGCUAUGGAUUCAUCGACAGCGAAUCCACAGUCGAGGGACUAACACUGCCUCUAAAAGUACUGCCCGACGACCCAUUGGGAAAGGCCAAGCUUCACAUUUUCAAAGGGCCGCCAUCGCUCAAGCUAUCCCGGUUGGGCGGGGUAAUAAGCUGGCAUAGCCCGUUUGUAUAUCUGAUGUGCUUGAACGAGGAGGAUGGUCUGGAGUUCAGGGUCCUCCAGAAAGAGGACGGAGGGCGGGAGCUAAAGCUUUUCUGGCAAGAAGAAGACAUAACAACGCGAGCGGAUGGCUUUGAAGAUCUCCUCAAAGACCACCCCCUUUGUCAAAUCUUUAGGCUUCGAGUUGUCUCCGUCUUGCAUGAGGUAGUGUCUGACCAUCUGAUGCAGCUCUCCUCCGAGAUUUCCCAUGAGCAGCUUGAGCCGUUGCGCCGGGCCGGACUGGUCAGAGAUGACUGCCUCCAAACGGUGGAGAUGCUAAGAGGCAUUGAAUCUGGUGUGCUUGAAAGUGCAGCUGCAGCUCUGGAUGAACAGAGGACCCAUCUUUUUGCGGAUGACCACGUGGUAGCAUACCUCGGAGAGAUGGAAGCUUCCCAAGGUGGUCAAGUGUCUGAGCCAACCUCCAAUGAGGAGGACGAUUUCAGCUGA
Fusarium sp. VM40 is the source of this 1563-nucleotide messenger RNA. The record is from the annotation of a GenBank genome assembly. Lineage: Eukaryota; Fungi; Ascomycota; Sordariomycetes; Hypocreales; Nectriaceae.